Messenger RNA from Botrytis fragariae, 1902 nucleotides. RefSeq names its product putative low temperature requirement a protein. Lineage: Eukaryota; Fungi; Ascomycota; Leotiomycetes; Helotiales; Sclerotiniaceae. The transcript has 4 exons. Bases 1 to 1902 code for a protein of 633 amino acids. The record is from RefSeq and is a predicted model, not a curated record.
AUGUCUACAACCCCAAUUUCGCCUGAGACUUCCACUCCCCACAGUCAUCACCACAGAGGUCAUCGACUUCGCAAUUUUAUGCUUCCCAAUGGCCGAAAAGUGCACAUAGCGCCUUCUCCAGAAGAAGCCGAUCUCCUUCGUCGACGUCUCAGCACCAUAGAAAAAGAUCAACCUUUUGAUCUCGUAAUCAACGGAUCUCCUGAACAUCUCGACGCGCUUCGAACCGCGCAUAGCCAUCAUGAAUCUAAGCGGCAGGCAUUAAAAGAUAGACAUGGUGACGCUUAUGAUGAAUUCGAAAAUGUGAAAUUAGAACUAGAUGUCUUGGGCUCGGAGCUUCAUAUGUUGACGGAUCAUUCCGUGGCAUUGGAUGCGAACUUUUCGAAAUAUGGGUAUAGUGCGCAUUUAAGAACUUAUGAUGAUGGGUCAGAACAUACCAGUCGGGCGAGCUCAUUGUAUCACGGGCCUGAUGAUCAUGAAAAGAAAGAUUGGGCAGCGGAAAAGAGAAAGGGGAAAAUUAUGAAAUUAUAUAAAAAGCCUACUGUCAGGCAAUAUUUUCACCGUGGUUUACUCUGGAGAGCAUCAGGAACUACUGAAGUAGCAUCAUUUGAACUCUUUGUGGACCUUUUAUACGUUGGUAUUCUCGCUAUAAAUGGAGAUCAUGCCGCUGAAAGUCCCACUGGAUAUGAGCUCCUAAGAUUUGUCAUAACAUUUAUCAUGAGUUGGAAGAUUUGGAGUGAUCUAGCUCUAAUUAUCUCUUGGUUCGAAACCGAUGAUAUAGCUCAAAGAGUCUCAAUAUUGUUUAUCAUGGCGUGCUUACUUGGUCUCACCACAAAUAUGUUGGAAGCCUUCGAAAAUUCAUACACAAUGCUGGUAGCAUUCUAUUUAACAGCUCGUCUGUUCAUGGGCUCAUAUUAUUUAUUUCUCGCACGGCUUAUACCCAUGGUUCGAGGCAUGCUGAUAGCCCAAGCCAUCAUUAUUCUGGUCCCCAGUAUCCUUUGGAUAGGAAGCAUUUACGUCGAUUUACCUCAACGAUUCGCCAUCAUUGCUAUUGCCAUACUCAUAGAUUUAACCGGUACGGUAGGUGUAGUAAUCCUCGUUCGAGGUUCUAAAUUCAUAUCAACUAGACUGGCCGAGUGGACUGAUCGAGUAUUUGAAUUUUACCCCGCUACAAACAUCGAACAUAAAACUGAAAGAACAAAUGCCUUUGUGACAUUGGUCUUUGGCUAUUCAGUUGUCGCUAUUAUCUACCAAAACGCAGCGUCAUUUGGGCUAAAUGCAUUCUUUGGAAAAGCCGUUCUGGGUCUCAUUCAAGCAUUUGUUUUUAACUGGAUAUAUUUUGAUUUGGACGGUACAGAUCUAUUCACGCAUGCUAUUCGACGGCAUGCAAAGGCUUCUAUCAUCUGGAGUUUUGCACAUUUACCUUUUAUUAUGAGUUAUGUUCUAGGUGGUGCUGCACUUUCUAGACUCGUUGUUGCGAGAGAUUGUGGUGAUACUUCUCUCGAGAGUCUGACGGAAGCAUACCAGGAGAAAUCCGAAUCUGAAAUUUCUCAUGGGUUGCGUUGGUUUUAUUGUGCUGACCACCACGGCAUUCGCCUCGCCAAACGCUACCGCUUGCUCAACCGUCUCAUUGUCUGCAUAAUCCUCAUAUGUCUUCCUCUCUCGUCCCUAGAUUCCCUCAGCCUCAUUUCCACCGUCACCGGAUUGGUAGUCUGGGUACUCGUGUUGGAGCUUUGGGGCCACAGUUGUCCGGAUGAAACAUUUUUUGGUGGUGGAAAGAAGUGCGGAUAUACGGCAAAGCGUAAGAUAUCGAGGAAGGAUUUAGAGGAGAAAGGAAGGAUGGGAGAGGUGCUAAGACUCAAGGAGUUGGGUGGUGGGGAGGGGGGCGUUUAUGAGGGAAGUUGA